Molecule: messenger RNA, 4703 nt
Organism: Thunnus maccoyii (southern bluefin tuna)
Lineage: Eukaryota; Metazoa; Chordata; Actinopteri; Scombriformes; Scombridae
Gene: sfmbt1
Product: Scm like with four mbt domains 1
Exons: 21
Coding region: 253-2853 (866 amino acids)
Biological process (GO): regulation of DNA-templated transcription
Cellular component (GO): nucleus
Molecular function (GO): transcription corepressor activity; histone binding
Source: RefSeq, a predicted model, not a curated record
GACGAGAAGCUGCUCGAGCCACACCGGACGUUUCGCGAUUUUACCCUCAACAGAAAAAGCCUCGCUGUUGCUUAGACGACGGCUGUAACGUGUAGCCGUUUUAUACUGAAACGCUCAACCGGGGUCCCGGGUUUUCACUCCUGCGCGCUUAACACUGCUGCGAGCGAGCAGGCGGAGAGGAUCGGCAUCUAAAAACCGACUUGGAAAAACUACUUAGCGAGCUCCUAGUCUUGACCUUGAGGGGGCACCAGCAUGAGUCAGGAGUCACUGGAGUCUGAUGGAGACUCUGCUCAGGAUGUGUCUGACUUCAACUGGGAUGACUACCUGGAGGAGACUGGAACCAUGUCUGUGCCCCAUCACGCCUUCAAACAUGUGGACCAGGGCCUGCAGACCGGACUGACUCCAGGCAUGAAGCUGGAGGUGUGUGUGCGCUCGGAGGCUGACAGUCCUUACUGGGUGGCCAGCAUCAUCACCACAUGUGGCCAGCUGCUGCUGCUACGCUACGAGGGAUACCAGGAUAACCGGAGCGCUGACUUCUGGUGUGACAUCAUGACAGCCGACCUCCACCCUCUGGGCUGGAGCCGCCAGCAUGGCAAGACCAUGAGAGCCCCUGAGGGUGUGCGUGAGAAGCACCAGGACUGGGAGGCUCUGCUGGAAAAGGCCCUGGCUGAGGAGUGCAGCGCGCCUGCCAGUCUGCUAGAGUUGCCCCAGCGUGGUAGAGACCCAGUGGAGCUCCUGUGUGCAGGCUGCUAUGUGGAGCUGCAGGACAGUGUUGAUCCGGGGCUGGCCUGGGCCGCUGAGGUGGAGGAGAACGUCGGAGGGAGGCUGAAACUGCGCCUGGUAGGCACCGAGGGCCUCCCAGACACACCCGCAGCCCUCUGGCUCUUUUACCUCCACCCACGCCUCCACCCACCCGGCUGGGCUAAAGAGCACGGCUGCACCCUCAGGCCUCCCUCAGAUCUGUUGGCCCUGCGGACAGAGGAGGAGUGGCGGGAGGUGACAGAGAGGAUCAGCGACCUGCCUCAGGAUGAAGCUCUGACUGCAGAGUUCAGUAAGGAUCAGCCAGCCAUUGCUGCUCAUUCUUUCAAGGAAGGGAUGAAACUGGAGGCUGUUGACCCUGCUGCUCCUAUUUCCAUCAGGCCUGCCACUGUCACCAAGGUGUUCAAUGAGCAGUACUUCCUGGUGACAAUGGAUGACCUUUGUGGUAUUGAGGAGUCAGAAGGUGCUGGGCGUUCCUUCCUGUGCCACAGAGACAGUCCGGGGAUCUUUCCUGCUCAGUGGAGUCUUAAGAACGGGCUCCCUCUCAGCCCCCCACCAGGAUACCAGGGUCCAGACUUUGACUGGGCAGAUUACCUGAAACAGUGCGAGGCAGAGGCAGCUCCUCAGCAUUGCUUCCCGACUGAGCAGUGUGACCACAGCUUCAAAGAGGCCAUGAAACUGGAGGCUGUCAACCCACUGUCACCUGAAAACAUUCACGUGGCCACUGUCACCAGGGUCAAAGGGCAAUACAUUUGGCUCAGCCUGGAAGGCCUGAAGCAGCCCAUGCCAGAGCUGAUAGUUCACGUGGACUCCCUGGACAUCUUCCCUGUCAGCUGGUGUGAGACAAAUGGCUAUCCACUUGUCUACCCCAUCAAGCCCUCAGUUGAGAAAGAGAGGAAGAUUGCUGUAGUGCAACCUGAGAAACACAGAGCUCCACCGAAGUCAUCGUCACCUGACAGCGUCAAGCAGCAGAUGUCAAACCAGUCAGAGACAGUGCAGGGGAACGGGAAAUACUGCAGCCCCAAGAUCUACUUUAACCAUCGUUGUUUUUCCGGGCCUUACCUUAACAAGGGACGCAUUGCCGAGCUGCCUCAGUUCAUCGGCCCUGGAAACUGUGUUCUUGUGCUCAAAGAGGUAUUGACUCUGCUGAUAAAUUCGGCAUACAAACCCAGCCGUGUGCUGAGAGAGCUGCAGCUGGACCAGGAGAGCCGCUGGCAAGGCCAUGGAGAGACACUCAAAGCCAAGUACAAGGGAAAGAGUUACCGGGCCACUGUGGAAAUAGUCCGCACCGCAGACCGUGUGGCAGACUUCUGCAGGAAAACCUGCAUCAAGCUAGAGUGCUGCCCAAACCUGUUUGGACCUCGCAUGGUUCUGGAGCGCUGCUCGGAGAACUGCUCUGUCCUCACCAAGACCAAAUACACAUAUUACUAUGGAAAGAAGAAGAGUAAACGCGUUGGCCGUCCUCCCGGAGGCCAUUCCAACCUGGAAGGUGGAGUGAAGAGAAGAGGGAGGAGGAGGAAGAGGAGGAAGCAGCUCUUUGUCCAUAAGAAGAGACGCUCCUCAGCCUCAGUUGACAACACACCUGCUGGGUCUCCACAGGGCAGUGGAGAGGAAGAAGAUCUGGAUGAAGAUGACUCCCUAAGUGAAGACUCUGGGUCUGAACUACAGGAUGAUCUCCAAGAUGAUUCCGAACAAUCGAUUGGGAAGUCUCAGCCCACCACACCAUCCCCCUCCCCACCAGCAACACCCAGGCCCACACGCCGGCGCCGGAAACCCCGCUCACCCUCUUUCUCUGAUGAUGAGAACCGCCCACCUUCACCAAAGACCUCAAAGACCGAGCCUCCUCAGAAGUUGUGUUUGGACACCAGCCCCCUGGAGUGGAGCGUUACUGAUGUGGUUCGCUUCAUCAGGACCACCGACUGUGCACCUCUUGCACGGAUUUUCUUGGAUCAAGAGAUUGACGGACAGGCGCUUCUCCUGCUGAACCUCCCAACUGUGCAGGAGUGUAUGGACCUGAAGCUGGGACCGGCCAUCAAGCUGUGCCACCACAUCGAGAGAGUCAAGCUGGCAUUUUAUCAACAGUUUGCUACGUAGCUGACGGGGAAUGAACAUGGGACAUAUGUAUCAAUGCUGAGAAAAAAGCACUGUAUUUUCCCAUUUUGACUUUUCUAACACUGGACAUCCUUUAGAAUCCUGCAUAAUACCACGGUUGUGUCAGACAAGCGUGGCCAUGAGCAGGACAGAGCAACAUUUCCUAAUCCUUGUUUUUAAAAAAGAACGAAGGAGAAGAGCGGCACGGGGUCAAAAUAGGGUCAAAAACACUUCAGAUGCUCUUUAGGAAUGGCAUAGGUAAGGACUGAAAGGGAAGAAUAAAAGGCACUCUGAAGUCUUUAAAUAAGUUUAAAAGCCUCUAUUAAAUCCAGCAUAUUUUGACAUCUUCAAGAUUUUUUACUUAAGACUUCAUCAGGGUGCAUGAUGACUUACUUCUAAGUUGAAAUGUUCAAAUGAAGGCUUUUUAAUUUAUCUGUGUGCUCUGAGUGCCCUGGAUUCUCCUCUUCUAUUGAGAUCGACUGAUUGCUAGUGGCACCACACCAGUGGUGUGUUGUGUCCAUUAAUAAUUUCCAGCCUGACUUGCUGUCUUAAAAAGGGAAUACCACUGAAUCAAAGCUUUUACAUGUUAUUCUAUACCAUAGAAUAUGCUGUAUGUUAUCUGCUAGCAAACGUUUGAUAUUGUCUGCUGGAGGAAUGAAGUAGAAAAUGAAGUAGGCUUGCCUCAUAAUCUGGUGAUUUCACACUAAAGUCUAAUUUUAAUGAAAAAAAAUCAACAUCUUUUGUGGGGAAAUACAUAUAUUAGGCCAUUUAGGAUUAAGCACUUUAAAACAAACAUUGUUUUUCAUAAAAUCAAUUUUACUGUGAAAACUCCAAGCUGUACCUCAGAGUGACAACAGAUUGUGAGUCUUUGUCUUGUGGUUUCUAGUUUUUAAGAUACUUAUUUAUGCUCUCAAGAGAUCAUUUGACCCAUUGAUAAAGUGAAGAUAAUUUACACAUCAGUUAAACUACAAGUUGUAUACAAUUAGUACCUUUAGCAAGUUUCCUGGAUGCCAAAAUUAAUGCUAAACUAGAAAAUACUGAUAUAGUCGUGAGUCAUUUCAAGAUAAAGAAUUUGAUUUUAGUGUGAACACCGGACAUGUAUGUUAACACCAUUUGCAAAUGUUAUCCAGCUGAAUUAUAUCAACAUACAAUCUGUUUAACAACAGAUUAAAAGGGGCCUUUGUUUCAACAAGAGAUCAAAUUGCUUUCUAGUUCAAAUCUCUAUUUAAGAGCGGUUUACAGUGCAAGAAUUCUGUAAUGCAAGCACAAGCAAAACCAUGCACUGUAUGGUGGUAUGCAAAUAUGACAGUGCAUGUUUGUAUAUAGUGUACAUAAUCAAAUAUCUUCUAGUGCAACAGGGUGAUUAGACAGAAAAAAAAUCUAUUGAGGAAUUAAUUUUCUGCAUAAGCAAUGUGUAAAUGCCCGAAAUAUACAGUAUAUUUGCACAGAAUAGGCCUAAACUUUCCUCAAUGUGCUUAAAACAUACUCAGCUGCAUCAUUUGGAGCAUUCUGAUUAUUUGAGCCAUUUCAUAUCAUUGAUGAGUCAUAAUUUGCUUUUACAAUUAACUUAAUGUUGGCUACAAUAAAUGAGCAGUUUUAAAGCAAGGAGAUCUUCUCAAAAUGCUUUUGUAAAACAUUUUCCCUCUUUCUUUUUUACCAGUUCCUGUAGUGUGAUUUGCUGUAAUGUGCUUGAUUUCGUGUGUGAAAAAAAAACAGUUGGUUCUUUGUUUACUCAUUUGUCUGUAGUUACAGCUGUACUCAAAGCAAUUGAACAGAUUUUGAUUUCAUGUUUGAAGAUUAUAACUGCUAUUUAAAAAGAGAACAUUGAAAUAAAAACGAUGAACAACAAAUCA